Thalassophryne amazonica is the source of this 1257-nucleotide messenger RNA. RefSeq names its product cyclin-dependent kinase inhibitor 1D (gene cdkn1d). Lineage: Eukaryota; Metazoa; Chordata; Actinopteri; Batrachoidiformes; Batrachoididae. The record is from RefSeq and is a predicted model, not a curated record. Gene Ontology annotation, biological process: signal transduction by p53 class mediator; regulation of mitotic cell cycle. The coding region runs from base 121 to 669 and encodes 182 amino acids. The transcript has 3 exons. Gene Ontology annotation, molecular function: cyclin-dependent protein serine/threonine kinase inhibitor activity. Gene Ontology annotation, cellular component: nucleus.
CUUCAUAACAAACCUUUGCUGCGUCACACAGUUUGUGUCCACGCCACGGAGCUGUCACAAAACGCGUGAGACGUUCACUCCACUUUAGGUUUUUCUGGGCUACACGAACGCAGAUGGGACAUGGCAAUGGCCUCUCCGUCGACAUCCACAGCUGUUCCGGCUACAACGUCUGAGAUGAUCGCCCACUCUGGAGGGAUAGACGCACUCAGGCUGAAGGUGGGGCCUGUGCGUAGGAACCUGUUCGGCCCCGUAGACCACGAGCAGCUGCAGCAGGACUUCCAGAGGCUCUUCCGCAUGAACGUGGAGGUGGCCAACAAGCGCUGGAACUUUGACUUCGAGAGGGACAGGCCAGCGCAGGGCUCCACCGUGGAGUGGGAAGAGCUCAGCUGUCAGGAUGUGCCGGCGUUCUACCGUAGCUGCACCGUGAGUCCGGCGAUACAGACCGGAAUUGGGAUGGCAAAGCCUCCUAGAUGGCUGCUGUCUUCAUCAGAUGAGGGCUCCCCUUUAUCCACCAGCUCAUCUUGUUCUGGGGACGAUUACCUCGAGGUGUCCACCGGGGGGCGCUACUGGCUUAGACAGCCAAGAAAGCGCGAACAGCCUGCUAUCACAGAUUUCUUCAAGGUGAAGAAGAGGCGGCGUCUACAUUAUAAAGAGUCGUCUCGGCAGUAGAGAUGUCCAAACAAAGUGGAGGAUCAUAGUGGUCAAACUUCCUGGACAUAUCACCUCAUAGCUACAUGAGUAUGUAGCAAUUCGUAAUUGACUGACAGCUGGUGAACUUGACAACACAUACCUUUUAUUCUGCAGCACGAGGAAGCUAUCAUUUUACUAGUUAAUCUAGACCUGAGUUUGGAGAUAUAUAUGUAUAUAAAACUUUAUACUUUUUUUUUCAGAUUUGAGUAUACUGUGAAAUAAUUUCAAAUGCACUCUUUCAGGAAGUGACAAGUUCAAGUUCUUAUUCUGAACCUGAAGUCUUGGGCCUGACCUCAGUACUCAACCCUUUUUCACAAGAGGUUUUGUUUAGGCGAGUUACUAUUCCCGGACUCGCUCCAUGCUUCUAAUUAAGUCUCACCCCCACGUCGCGACACGCGCGGAGCCAGAGGUCAAAACCUUACUCAGGGUUAAAACUGUCGGCGUGAACACCAUUAGCUACAAAAAGUCAAUGGCGGAGGGACAAAGGCCAUACCUUUGACUGUAAUUUAAAAGUCUUACAGCCGUUUGAUUACAGAUUUAACAUGAUGCUAGAUUUUCAAAAAAAAA